CAUGUGACUCCACUCAGCAACGACAAGCGUUGGACAGUGUUUCAGUGUGCUGAAACCCUUUCCAGGAUGUCUGUCCCCGGCCGGCUCGGGUUGGUUUUGGGUGCCCUGUGUCUGUGUGCCGUGUUUGACGGGGUGUGUCUGCUGAGCAGCGGCAUGCUCUUCCCCCGGGAGUCCUCCUCCAGGGAGGUAAAGGAGUUGAACGGGCUGUGGGACUUCAGGGCUGACAAGUCCCCGGACAGGAACCAGGGCUUCGAGAGGGCAUGGUACAAAAGUCGCCUGGCAGAGACCGGCCCGGUGAUUGAAAUGCCAGUCCCUGCCAGCUACAACGACGUCACCCAGGACCCCUCACUGAGAGAUUUCAUUGGCUGGGUGUGGUAUGAGCGGGAAGUGGUGGUACCUGCCCGCUGGGUCGCAGGUGAAGGAACAAGAGUGGUUCUCAGAGUGGGAAGUGCUCACUAUUAUUCAGUGGUGUGGGUGAACGGGGUGAAAGUGACUGAACACAAUGGUGGACAUCUUCCUUUCGAGGCUGAGAUAGGGAGUUUAAUCCGCAAGGACCCAGCUACACCGUGCAGGAUCACCAUCGCUGUCAACAACACCCUGACCCUGGAGACUCUUCCUCCAGGAAGCAUCCAGCACAUGAACGACCACACCAAGUAUCCUGAUGGCUUUUUUGUACAAAACAUCUACUUUGAUUUCUUCAACUAUGCUGGAAUACACCGUCCUGUGUUGCUGUAUACUACUCCUAAGGUGUAUGUGGAUGACAUCACUGUGGUGACUGACUUCUUGGAUAACACUGGUCUAGUCAAAUACAAAGUAUCGGUCCAAGGUGCUGCCUCGGUCACCCUGAAGGUCACUUUGAUGGACAAAGACAGACACUGCGUAGCCUCCUCCAGCGAUCAGUCCGGAGUGCUCAAAGUGGUAGAUGUCAACCUGUGGUGGCCAUACUUGAUGCACGAGAAUCCGGGUUAUCUUUACUCUUUGGAGGUUCACUUAGUGGCAGCUAUUGGCAGCACGACACAUGAAGAUGUGUAUACUCUACCAGUUGGCAUCCGCACUGUAAACGUCACCAGCACCCAGUUCCUCAUCAACAACAAGCAAUUCUAUUUCCAUGGAGUCAACAAACACGAGGACGCAGAUAUUCGAGGUAAAGGCUUCGACUGGCCCCUGAUUGUCAAGGAUUUUAACCUGUUGAAGUGGCUGGGGGCCAACUCGUUCCGCACCAGCCACUACCCCUACGCUGAAGAGAUCCUGCAGAUGUGCGAUCGCCAUGGCAUUGUAGUGAUAGAUGAAUGUCCGGGAGUGGGCAUCAAAGACAUCCGUAGUUUUGGAAACGCCUCCCUCACCCAUCACCUGUCUGUCAUGGAUGAGCUUGUACGUCGGGACAAGAACCAUCCUUCUGUGGUCAUGUGGUCAGUAGCCAAUGAGCCCGCUGCAGAGAUGCCCCCUGCUGAAUAUUAUUUCAAGACGUUGAUAAAACAUACCAAAGCUCUGGACCCUACCCGACCUGUCACUUAUAUCACAGACAGUAAUUAUGCUCGGGACAAAGGGGCUCCUUAUGUGGACGUGAUCUGUGUAAACAGUUACUUCUCCUGGUACCAUGAUCCAGGCCACCUGGAGGUCAUCCCCAUCCAGCUCAACACUCAGUUUGAGGACUGGUAUGGAAAGUACAAGAAACCCAUCAUCCAGAGUGAAUAUGGAGCAGAUGCAGUGCUGGGGCUUCACAGUGAUCCACCCAUGAUGUUUACUGAGGAGUACCAGAAGGUAGUCCUGCAGAGCUACCACCACGUAUUUGACCAGAAGAGGAAGCAGUAUGUUGUCGGUGAACUCAUUUGGAACUUUGCCGAUUUCAUGACUGCACAAGGGAUCACCCGUGUGGUGGGGAACAAGAAGGGUAUUUUCAGCAGGCAGCGGCAGCCCAAAGCAGCAGCCUUCGUCCUGAAGGAGAGGUACUGGAGAGUGGCUAAUGAGACAGGCAGACUGCCCUCUUGGACCAAGUACCCCUGCUCGCUCUGACACCUGCCACUGUUAGGGCACCCAGUCCAGGACAGGCUCCAUCCCCAAGUAAGCACUAUGGCACCUGGAAAAAAUGCUGGGAAAAUUCAGUCAGUUUCUUGAGGACAUUUACUUAAGCACAUACGUUAUGGAACACUUCCUUUGAAGCCACUUCAUUGUGUGCAUCUAAGGUCAAACCACCAUGAAACACAGUUUGGCUAUGCUAUUCCUGAGGUCUGGAUUCACUAACACUAUAUUCAGGGUUUUUCCAGCCAUUUGGAACAUUUUGAGGAACAUAUAAACAAUUUUUGAUGCUGAUUUAAAAAAAAUAGCCUCUAGUGGAAUUCACAUUUUACAGUAAUAACUGUGACAUGGUUUCUGUAGGAUUUGUCUGAGUUUAGAUUGGGGGAAUUUAUUUAGUUGUUACAGUUUAUUCUGAUAACAAUGUGUGAGGUUGUGUGAUUCUGUAAUACAAAGGUCAGGUAAAAAAAAAAAAAAAAAAAAAGUUAGAAUCCUUCUACAUCAGUGAUUAGCUCUGACCUUUCCUCCAGUCAGAUGAUGAGAACGCCUGGCAGACAAAGGACCUAACAUUACAAAGACACUGUAAAGGACAGAAGUCACCACACUAUCUCCACUACUGUAGCUUUCCUCUGUGUGUUUAAGGAAACAUUGUCUAUAAUAAAGACAUUGAUUAGUGUUUCCGGAGUUUGACAUAACACCUUUGUUGGAAGUUGUUUUCAAAAAUGUAAGCCUCUAUCAUUUCUGGGGGUUUUUUUUUUCAAAUACUUUAUACAUGUUAUGUUAAUGUGGAUUAUGAUGCUGAAUCUAACCAGAAAAGUGCUUUAUUUUUAUACAUGAAAAUCAGCUGAAUAAAAAUCAGUUUUGAUAGGAAUUUAGAUAUUAAAAACAAAACCUGAUGCCAA
Molecule: messenger RNA, 2915 nt
Organism: Toxotes jaculatrix (banded archerfish)
Lineage: Eukaryota; Metazoa; Chordata; Actinopteri; Toxotidae
Gene: gusb
Product: glucuronidase, beta
Exons: 12
Coding region: 67-2013 (648 amino acids)
Biological process (GO): carbohydrate metabolic process; glucuronoside catabolic process
Molecular function (GO): carbohydrate binding; beta-glucuronidase activity
Source: RefSeq, a predicted model, not a curated record